Thecamonas trahens ATCC 50062 is the source of this 1086-nucleotide messenger RNA. RefSeq names its product ribokinase. Gene Ontology annotation, molecular function: ribokinase activity. NCBI's taxonomy places the organism in Eukaryota, Apusomonadida, Apusomonadidae. Bases 1 to 1059 code for a protein of 352 amino acids. Gene Ontology annotation, biological process: D-ribose metabolic process. The transcript has a single exon. The record is from RefSeq and is a predicted model, not a curated record.
AUGAUGGGGGUGCAUGGAGGUGGUCGUUCGGGUGGUGCAGCGGCCGCAGCAGCGUCGUCAUCGGCGGUGUCGGCCAAGUCAGACGCCGCAGACCUGAGCUACGGGCCCAAGGUGGUGGUCGUCGGCUCGUGCAUGAUCGAUCUGGUCUUCUACGUCGAUCGCAUGCCUCAGCUUGGCGAGACCAUGCACUGCACCUCGUUCAAGCAAGGCUUUGGCGGCAAGGGUGCGAACCAGGCGUACCAGGCCGCACUGCUGUUUGACUCGCACGGCGAUGUGGCCAUGGUGGGGGCGGUCGGCGAUGAUGCCUUUGGCGAGGCCACCCGUGACAACAUGGAGGACGUCGGCAUCAAUGUCUCUUGCCUUGCGCUCACGCCAAACCAUGCGACGGGUAUGGCCGAGAUCAACGUCGAUGCCAACGGCAACAACGCCAUUGUCAUUGCCGCCAACGCCAACACCACCAUCACGCCCGACGCCGUAGCCGCAGCUGCCCACUCGCUCUUUGCCUCGGCCCGGGUUGUGGUGACCCAGCUGGAGAUUCCGCUGGCCGCCACGCUGGAGGCCAUGCGCCACGGCAGGGACGCAGGGGCGCUGGUGGUCUUCAACCCGGCUCCGGCCAUUGCCGACCUGCCCGACGAGAUCUUUGAGCUUGCCGACUUUGUCACGCCCAACGAGUCGGAGACAUCGCUGAUGACCGGCGGUAUGCCGGUGGAGACGCUUGAUGAGGCCGAGGCAGCCGGCCGAGUCCUCCUUGACCGCGGCGCAUCUAACGUCAUCCUCACUCUCGGCGCCCGCGGCGCGAUGUGGCUGUCGGCCGGGACUGGCGACGCCGUCGUCAUCCCCAUUCCUGACCCGGUGCCUGCCUCUGCUGUCGUCGACACCACCGGUGCCGGCGACUCGUUUGUCGGCGCCUUUGCUUACUACAUGGCCCAGACCGACUGCCCGGGCAUUGAGCACGCCAUCCGCUCGGCGCACCGGCUCUCCGCCGCUUCUGUCCAAGCGGCAGGCACCCAGACGUCGUACGUCUCGGCCGUUGCCGUUGAUCCUGACCAUUUCCACUGAUGGCCACGUAAAGUCUGUCCCCACCCA